CCUCGGUGAAGAUAUAGCCGACUGGUAUUAAACAAGCGUGGGAUGGGGUCGUUAAUGGGCCGGCUUUACCGGGACAGUGGCGAAAGUACCACCUGCAAUAACGGGCCCAGCUUGAGAUCAGAAUGCCAUCAGGAGCCAUCUGCAUCCACAGACAGAAACAGUGACCAUGAUUGCAAAGGAGACUGUCUCAGGAUACACCAGCUGUUUGUGAAAGACCUACAUGGAAACCACAGGUGCAUGGAUGUCCUGGAGGAAAUGACAGUUGCAGAGCUUACUCUACAGUUGGAGAGGGAGAAGAUCCUACCACCUGGAGGGACAUUGGUUGCAGGAUCCAAGAAGUUGAAGAAAGACCAACUGAUGAAUCAAGUGCCAAACAAUAUUGAAGUGAUGUUAGGUCUGUGUGGAGGGGCUCCAGACAAGGAAGAAAAGUCUUCAAAGAGAAACAGUCUGAAUUCCAGAAUGGGAGUAAAGGUGCAAAGUUGGUUGAAUGUCAAUGUGCAAGAACAAAAGGGAUCCAAGAUAAGGGCAGAGAAGCUCAGGGAGAAGAUCAAAGAAGAAGUUGAUCUUGGACAUGAAUUGUCCAACAGACAUCUUGGAAGGAUUUUAAAAGGAAUGUACAAUGGCAACGUGCGCUUUAACCGUAGUGGCCGUAGUAGCUGUAGGGAGAAGAGAGAUUACUACUACUAUGGGAUAGAACUAAAAGUACAGAUCGUACAACCAGAAAGAGUUGAGAGAGACAAUGAAAUGCAAAACACUCAAGAGAGCAAUAUUGAGCUCAACAAAUCAAACAAAGGAAAUGUAACGUUACCAUCAAACUCUGAAAUAGGAAGCAAAGCUGCUGAUCAAGCCAUUCAAAGGGAGCUAGAUGAAGUGGAAGAAGAAAGAAAAGUUUUGAGAGUUAAACUGCAACAGCAGAACAAGACUGUUGAGGAGUUAAGAAGUAGAGUUGGAGAAUUGGAGUCAAAAGGACAGGAUCUGAAAGACGGGAAUGAGGAUUUGUUAUGCCAAGUAGUGGCCUUAAAUGAAGAGAAGAGUAUACUGUAUGAAGCGCUGUCAAAUCGCACUGCUUCAUCCUUUGUUACCAAACUUGCAGAUAUUCCUCCUCAGUACAAAUAUGACCAUGAUACCCUGGUUAAAGCUUUUUCUUCGGCAGAGUCUAUUGGGCGUGGAGCAUAUGGCAAGGUGUGCAGAGUUAAUUUUCCUGUUGACGGACUAGUUGCAGACAAAUCAUUUGAAAGGAAUGGGAAAUAUGAUGUUGAGGAGACAAAGCGUCAUAUCCUGACAGAAUUCAAUAUGCUGAGGGCAUUGAUAAAUGUUGACGGUGUACAAAAGCUAGUUGGUGUAAUACUCGACCCUCCUCCAUACCAUCUAUUAACCCGAUUCGAAGGCCAAGACGGAAAAAGCACUACAAUUGAGUACAUUAUAAACUGUCACCCAGACCAGUAUGACAAGUGGAGCUGGUACACAAUCAUCAUUAACCUACUAUCUGCUUUGUUCAAGGUGCACAUGAUGGGUAUCAUACACAAUGACUUGAAGCCAAAUAAUGUCAUUGUUGUCUCAAAAAGGAACAUCAAAAUCAUAGAUUUUGGACAAGCGUGUCUGAUAUCAGAAGCAACAACUAAGGCCAAGCCAAUAUCACAUUCCAAAUAUCCCUGGAUUGCACCCGAAGUGUGCAGCGCUGAACAUGCAGUAAGCAUUGCAAGUGACAUGUUUUCAGUAGGAUAUAUAGUUGACAGGAUUUCCAGAAAGUGCAAGUCUGUAGAAUUAGAUAUUUUUGUUCGUAUUGCCAAAGAAUGCAAGAAGGAGAAGACAGAUAGACCGUGUUUACCAGUCGUGAGAAAAACCUUGCAGUAUGUUUUAAAAACAAAGAAAUGAAGUCAUGUUCUGUUUUGUUGCAGUCAUACCAUAACUGCUAAGGUUCUAUUUCCCAACCUUUGUGCAAAGCCUUAAGCUCUUUGAGCUGCAGAGGUAGUCAAUUAUUUUCCAGAAUACAAAAUAAUGUUUACUUUAGCUUAAAACAGAAAGUGAGAGAAAAGUUGAUGGCUUGGUAGACACAUUCUAAAGGAAAUUCCUGCCAGUGCACAUUAUACCCGAGACUGAAAAUCUAUUGUGUAUGCAAUGUUCAGCAUGUAAAUAAAUUUAUGUAAUGUAUUUGUUUAUUGUUGGGAUAAUUCUAUUCCGAAAUAAUGUGGGUUUUAUCAUGUCAACUUGUCUAUUGCAUCAUGGCUUGGUGUAGAGAAGGUGUAAAUGUAACAGCUGGUUGAUACCAAGUUAGUAACGCUAGUUCACCUUUAUCCGUGGGGUAACCGUUGUUUAUAAAAGCAGGGUGUUUGGGGAUAUCAAGUUAACGGACGGGUGUUUUCAAACUGAAAAUUAUAUUUUGAAAAUAUUGCAACUUGAAACCAUCGUCCAUCGACCUGAUAUCCAUUAUAAACAACCUGCUUUUAAAAACAACGGAUAUAGGUUACCCCACAGAUAAAAGUGAACUAGCGUUAAAUAUAUGUUAAUGCAUAAGGUUUGCAUUGUAAUAUUUAACUCUAUGAAUAGUUAUAAGUAUGGCAUAUAAGGUCAUGUGAUUUUGUUAUAGGACAUACCUUUGCAAUGUUGCUUUUCUACCUUUACCAAAGAGAUGCUUAGAUGCUUGAAGUGAUGACGACCCUCUACUUUCUUUGCAAGUGUUACAUGCCUCAUUAUACUUCCUUGUCAACUUUUGUUAAUGUCUGAUUGAAAGCUGUUAAAUUUUAUACAUUCUGAUAUAUUGUAUCGAUGUUAUGGCAUUUGAGAAAUUUUAUGUACCUUUUUCAUGAGUUAAGCAUAUUGAUGUUUUAGUCGACAGUAUUAUAAGCAACUCAUACAUUGUUUAUAUUGUGUUUAUAUUUGCAGUGUUGAUUUGUAAAGUGUUUUUUGUACAGUGUUUGAGUUAACAAUGUAAAUAUGUCACCUAUUUCUUUGUAUGCACAUCAAAAACUUGACCAUUGUAAGUUCAUGUGUUUUCUUUGAUUAAAAGAUUAAUCACACCUACUUUCAAAAUAUCUCUAUUAUUUCAUCCUCAGCAUGGCUAAGGACAACACAUCAAGCCAUUUAUUAACAUGAGACAGCAGAUACCUUUUUGAGGGAAAGGUCAUAGUUGGAUAAAAUGCUAGUUGGAUAAUUUGAAUGAAUUAAUGAAGAGAUCUUUAACAAGGGUGUGCCCCUGCUUUAGGAUUUAAACAUGCAGCCCCUCUCACGGUCUUAGGGUGAAUCCUUGUUAAUAAAAUUAGUGUUCCCUGUUUAAGGCUUUAUACCAGGGUCCAUCAUGACAAUGUAAUACAUGUACCCCUGUAUAACGCCUUAUAUCAGGGUCCAU
Branchiostoma floridae (Florida lancelet) is the source of this 3346-nucleotide messenger RNA. Its product is annotated as dual specificity protein kinase shkE-like. Lineage: Eukaryota; Metazoa; Chordata; Leptocardii; Amphioxiformes; Branchiostomatidae. Gene Ontology annotation, biological process: mitotic DNA damage checkpoint signaling; protein phosphorylation. Gene Ontology annotation, molecular function: protein serine/threonine kinase activity; ATP binding. The record is from RefSeq and is a predicted model, not a curated record. Gene Ontology annotation, cellular component: cytoplasm; nucleus. The transcript is spliced from 6 exons. The coding region runs from base 43 to 1875 and encodes 610 amino acids.